Messenger RNA from Strongylocentrotus purpuratus (purple sea urchin), 2022 nucleotides. It is a transcript of the gene shmt1, whose product is annotated as serine hydroxymethyltransferase-like. Gene Ontology annotation, molecular function: mRNA 5'-UTR binding; zinc ion binding; serine binding. Gene Ontology annotation, biological process: folic acid metabolic process; L-serine catabolic process; protein homotetramerization. The record is from RefSeq and is a predicted model, not a curated record. NCBI's taxonomy places the organism in Eukaryota, Metazoa, Echinodermata, Echinoidea, Camarodonta, Strongylocentrotidae. Gene Ontology annotation, cellular component: cytosol; nucleus; cytoplasm. The transcript has 8 exons. The coding region runs from base 91 to 1695 and encodes 534 amino acids.
CCUCCGAGCCAGUCACGUGUCUACGUUGUUUACAUCACUGCAGUGUUUCCAGAUCGUACUACUAUUUAGCCUGAAAAUCAUAAAUAUACCAUGGAGUCGCCAGUAGAAAAGAAGGCAAAGCUGAAUAACGGAGACGAAAUGGCUACUGUUAACGGAACCAAGACGGUCAUCAAGACAGCGAUGAAUGGUGAUGGGAGUCCAAAGACAGUCACCAAUGGCAAUGGUGAUGGGAGUCUCAAGAAAGUUAGCAAUGGCAAUGGCGAUGGGAGUCUCAAGACAGUCACUAAUAGUGAUGGGAGUCCUUGGUUUGGACACCAGUCGUUGGAAGAGAAUGACCCGGAGAUGUAUGCUAUCAUCUUAAAGGAGAAGGAUCGUCAAAGGAAAGGCUUAGAACUGAUUGCAUCAGAGAACUUCCCAAGCAGGGCUGUUCUAGAGGCUCUCGGCUCCUGUCUGCAAAAUAAAUACUGCGAGGGAUACCCUGGAAAUAGAUACUAUGGCGGUACGCAGUUCUUUGAUGAAAUGGAACUUCUGACUCAGAAGAGAGCCUUAGCAGCAUUUGGUUUGAAGGAGGAGGAAUGGGGCGUCAAUGUCCAGCCGUAUUCAGGCUCUCCAGCAAACUUUGCCGUCUACACUGGAGUGAUUGGCCCCCAUGGUCGUAUCAUGGGUCUGGAUCUACCGGACGGUGGUCACCUUACACAUGGAUUCAUGACGGCUAAGAAGAAGAUCUCUGCAACGUCCUUGUUCUUUGAGUCAAUGCCUUACAGGGUUAAUCCUAAAACAGGCCUCAUUGAUUAUGAAGCUCUAGCUGUAAACGCCAGAUUGUUCCGUCCACAAAUGAUCAUUGCAGGUAUGAGCUGUUAUCCUAGGAAUCUAGACUACAAACGUUUCAAGGAGAUAGCAGUAGAGAAUGAUGCUUAUCUUCUAGCUGAUAUGGCUCACGUGAGUGGAUUAGUUGCUGCUGGAGUUGUAGCUAAUCCUUUUGAGUACUGUGACAUCGUUACAAGCACAACACACAAGACACUUAGAGGACCUCGAUCAGGCAUCAUCUUCUUCCGUAGAGGUGUCCGUAAGGUUCUCAAGAAUGGCACUGAGGUGAUGUAUGACCUUGAGAAACCGAUCAACGAAGCCGUCUUCCCUGGUCUUCAAGGUGGACCCCAUAUGCAUGCUGUAGGAGGCGUUGGUGUAGCCUUAUUGCAGGCUUCACAACCGGAGUUUAAGCUGUAUGCCCGGGAUGUCGUCACAAACGCACAAGCCAUGGCUGAAGAACUUAUGAAGAGAGGUUAUACUAUUUCUUCAGGUGGAACGGACACUCAUCUUCUACUCCUUGACCUCCGACCCCUGGGACUGGAUGGAGCUCGUGGAGAGUUCGUGCUUGAGCGUGUAGGAAUCGUUCUCAAUAAGAACACAUGUCCUGGGGACAAGAGCGCACUCAAGCCUGGCGGUCUAAGGAUCGGUACACCAGCUCUCACGUCAAGAAACUUCAAGGUUACUGAUUUCAUGAUGGUGGUUGACUACAUUGAUAGAGGUCUGAAGUUGACUGCAGAGGCAAACAAGAAGUGUUCAAGUACAACCCUUCGUGACUUCAAGGCUUACGUCACAAGUGAUUCAGACUUCCAAUCCAAACUUGCUGCCCUUGAAAAGGAGGUCGAAUCUUUUGCUGUAAGGUUCCCAUUACCUGGUCAUGAAGUUCUGUAAAAACAGACCCAACAAUAAGCCAGCAUCAGCCAUGUACUUAAUGACCAAGAGUGCCUUAUGAUAGUCCACUUCAGUCUGUACUGAGCAAGUGCUUGCUCUUUGAGUUGAAACGACUGAAAUGAAUCCUAUCGAUUAUUAUUCAACAUAAUUAUUUUUUAUUUAUGAUUUUGUCCAACAUAAAGUCUUGAAAGAUUUAUGACAUAUUGUUUGUACAUGUGAAAUUUUUCACAUUAUCGUUUGAAAUUAAAUGUCAGGAUAAACAACCUGUAAGGACACAAUGUAGUAGGUAUACAAUCUGAAAUAUUAAUUUAUGUAUAUCUGGUAAAA